AUAACAAAUUUUCCACACGUCGUGUACAACAAUCGUCACGACUUUUUAACUAUUUGAGGCGACACUCUGGAUCAGUCACGUGACGAAAGGAACCUACAAAAAACGGGCGCCUGCAGAUCCACUGGCUUGUCUGCGAUAUCACCUCGGUGGAAGCGGACGUAAAAUACAACUAACACACACACACAGAUCCACUGUUGAUUUUUAGGACGGUUACUUUUAUUUUAAAGUGUUGUGCAAACUACCAGGUUUAUUAAAUAACACGAACAAUUUUAAACGACCAUCUUGCGGUAAUGUCAUUAAACACACUCAACUUUGUGACAUAUUUAGGCUAACACGUUCCAGAAACAUGGUAUAUGGAUGCGCUCAGAAAAGUAGUCCUGCAUUUUAGGAGUGUGUUUGACAGCAUCUUCGCAUUAUCACAAAGAUUAUUGAUAUAAAUCGAUUCUCUAUGGCAUUGUGAAAACAGAAAGCACACUGAUAAUGGACUCCCGGUCGAGUGUCAUAAUUCUGUGGACACUGUUCGCAUUGCUCCGCCUGGUCCAUCUGGAGAUAUCCGAAGAUAAACCGCACUGUCUCUUCCCGGAUUAUCUCCAAACAACGGAAUCGAAACCCUGGGUUCUCAACCAUACCAUGACAAUUGUCACAUAUUAUGUAGUUGGGGAUGAAAUCACCGCUUACGACUGUCGCAAAGGUACGAAGAAAUGUUCCACAUAUAGACGACAGUGUAGAACGAAGUUUGAAGAUGAUAGGUUCUUAGUGCAGCACAUUGAAUCAGAUUUCACCGACAAAUUUUUGUGCCUGAGGUUCAUGCGCAGGAGCAAGAGUGUCAUCCAAAUCAGUACGUCACACAUCAAAACGGGAAUCACGAAACGUUAUCUGUGUCGCGACCAAUGGCUCUCACUGGAUCCAUGGCCCUGGAUUUCAUACGAAAAUUCUAUUUACGAAAGUGUCACGUGUCCAUUUGCGGGAGGUUACAACUUCAAGUUGUUUUUCAAUGGCGGAUUAAUGAGACGCAAUCAGAAAUGCAUGGACGCCAUCCCGCCGGUUCGGAUUGAAAGUGACUGUACUGCAGGGGAAGGAGUGACGUUUCGAUUUCGCAACAAAAAUUGUUUGCAUAGUGAGGGAAAUCUGGACCUUCUGCAGGAAACAAAGUGUAUUGCUACGUGGGAGCAAGAUGGCGACAUGUACGCCAUCUUGCGCAAAAACAACGACAGGUAUUAUUGGUGUAUACGUGUUGUGACGUCAGAAAGUGGCGAUGUUUCGCGGAUAUAUGUUUUUUUAGAUAUGGUUUGUAAACACGGUCGCAUAAACGGUAUUAACGAUAAAUAUCUACAGUUAGACAGUCUAGAAAAACGCAACGUAACAAACGUGUGUGCGGACGAGUUCCACGGGUGCGAGAUUAUGGGUGAAUUCUGCGAGACUGAGGUGAAAGACGUGUGUCCGCGAACGUGUGGCCAAUGUAAUUCAAAUGACACCAUGAGGUAUUGUUCCUUCCCACCCUCCAUACGUGGUAAAUGGGUUAAAAGCACACUGAGCGGAAACCUGAACAUUGAAAUUAGUAAAUCCAAUAUGGUGCUUCCACACUUAGGAGAGUUUCGUUGUGUUACGUUCAAUUCUACCGCGCUGCCUCUACGGAGAGUUUUAUUACAAGAAUUUACUAACGGGUGCUAUCCUCGCUUCACGUGCUUCCAUUAUGACACGCCAUCGCCGGCCGUGAUGAGAUUUAGAACCAGCUCAAUAUUACAAUGGCCCGUUUAUUUAUCCGAUGCUAGAAUCUGUGACAAUGAAAAUUUUAAGCAUCUUGCUGACCCGAGAUUACCGAUGAAGGUGGUGCACCCGUUUCCGCUUGAAAGUGUUGUGCGGGAGUCGGAAAGAGUUAAUCGCGUGCUGUGCAACUUACCACUGUCUAUGCAAAAAGUGAGUUCAUUCACAGACGAUCUAGGCGGAAGUGGCUGUAUCGUGCACGGGACGGAUUCAGCUCCGCGGCGAAUUUUUCUUUCUUAUUUGAAUGGCGGAGACGUGGUGGAUACCGUCACUUACAACUGUGUAGGAUCACUGACUUACAUAUCAAGUCAUAAGUCUAUUAUCAUAUCAGCAGAGAAUACCACAAAACAGGACUAUCUCUGUUGGAUUGUUGUCAGUAAGAAUGAAAUUAUACAGGUGCCCGCCGCCUCAUGUAAUACAUUAACUGCUAAUUUAAUUGUCCAGGGAGACCGGGAAUAUUCAGAACUCUUAAUGAAGAAAUUUUUCUUACAUAACGCAACGUCUGGCUGUAUUUCAGACGUUAGGACACGGGCGUAUUUAGCUCAAGACUGGAAGGUGCCGCCACCAUUUCAACAAAUUCUAUCUAAUUCUUCUUGCUUGUUGUAUCAUUCUUUAUAUUUUGUUAUUUUGAUUAUACAUUUGUUAUUUUAUUCGUAAACGUCAAUGGCCUUUUAAUAAAUGUUUGCUUUUUUUUGUA
Molecule: messenger RNA, 2461 nt
Organism: Patella vulgata (common limpet)
Lineage: Eukaryota; Metazoa; Mollusca; Gastropoda; Patellidae
Exons: 2
Coding region: 481-2421 (646 amino acids)
Source: RefSeq, a predicted model, not a curated record